Messenger RNA from Cephus cinctus (wheat stem sawfly), 3352 nucleotides. RefSeq names its product clavesin-2. Gene Ontology annotation, molecular function: phosphatidylinositol bisphosphate binding. NCBI's taxonomy places the organism in Eukaryota, Metazoa, Arthropoda, Insecta, Hymenoptera, Cephidae. Gene Ontology annotation, cellular component: membrane. The transcript is spliced from 6 exons. The record is from RefSeq and is a predicted model, not a curated record. The coding region runs from base 883 to 2424 and encodes 513 amino acids.
GGGUCUACCAAAAGUCUGUUGCUAUGUAAUGAACGAAUGUAUAUAUUACAUUCAUGUCUGACGAAUCCGUGAAUGUAUCCCGUUAGGUGAGCUCAUCACGAAAUUGCAGAUGUUAAAAAAAAAGAUGACCGAAAACCAAAAUUUUAGAUAUUACAUAACAAGAAUGCUCGAUCUAAGUAAAAUUUAAACAAAAAAUUCGUCCAAACGUACCUAUAUGUCCGAUAAAAUUAUUGUCUAUUACAUCCUUUGUUACGGAUAUGACACUGUAAUUUUGUCGUACCCACUUAUGAAUUAUAUCAACUAAAUUAAUAUAUCCUGAUAGUGCCACAGUUUAAAAGGGCUUCUUAAUAGAGCCCUCUCUAUACAGCCUCAUGUAAAAAGGUUACUGCACCUAACAUCCAUUUUUUAUAAAAAUAAUAUGGCACGAAACAUGUAACGCCAAUGUUCGAUCGAUAUUAUAUUAACGAUAUACAUACAUAUAUAAUUAUAUGUAUACAUAAAGUACCAAGGUUAUGUUAUGUUGGUUAACCGUUUUAUCGGUAUUUUGUUUGCCAACAUUAUCACACUGCUAACACGUUUCCUUAAUCGUUUAGGAUAAUCACUACGUUCAAAAAAGUGAAUCAUACUCCGAAUGAUAUUAAAACAGCACGAAUUCGAUUCUUAUAUACGCGAUUAGUAUUUCGAUUCGAUUUUCAAAUAGAUUCAGCAGAAAGAAGAAUGCUGUUUAAACUCUCCAGUAUUUCAGGCUAAGUACGGCGCGACAUAAACUGUAGAACAGCAUGUUUCGCUAUAUUAUGUUAUAGACUGUUCCAUAAACAGUCAUCGAGGUUUCGUGAAGCGUACUUUAGUUUCGCAACGCGUAGCAACCGAGAAUUGGUCAUCAUGUCAGAAUACUGCGAAUUCAUGUGGAAUUCGGCGCGUAGGCCCAUGGAUUUGGCGCUGGCAAGGAGCCUCUACGAUGAAGGCGGACGAAUUGAAGUUCGCGAUAAAAAAUUGGCCGUCAAAACAGUUCGUGCGAUUUUACGAGAUAUGCCAGGCGUUGACAUCAACCAAUGUACUGACGAAUACAUAACGCGCUUCCUGCUAGCCCGGAAGUACAGGACGGAACAAGCUGCUGCCUUGAUUGCGGCUUAUCAGGCGCAAAUUGUCCAUCGACAGGAUAUUUUUGGAAAUCUCACAGCUCGUGAUCCUGCUCUUCAAAGAGCACUUCGUGCUGGGAUACCGGGUGUACUUCCUGCUAGAGAUCGAAAAGGGCGAUGCAUCUUGGUCAUAUUAGCAUCGCAAUGGGAUCCUAUUGCAGUACCAGCAUUGGCUGUACAAAGAGCUAUUUUUCUUGUUUUGGAAAUCCUCAUUCAGGAUCCACGAAAUCAACAUUCGGGGUUCGUCGUUGUGGUGGACUGGAGUGGAUUCUCUUUAAGACAGGGCGGCGCCCUAGGUGCAGCAGCACUUCGUAAUCUCAUAGGAGCCUUACGAGGCCGAUUUCCGGCCAGAUUCAAAGCAGUUCACUUCCUAUCGUCUCCUCUUUGCGUACAAGCCACUCUUGCUAUUGUUAAGCCCUUCCUGGAUGAAAAAACGCGAAACAAGAUCUUUUUACACGGAAACAAUCUAAGCACUCUUCAUGAACAUUUACCUACUGAUAUUUUACCAGCUGAUCUAGGUGGUACAGGUCCUGCCUUUAACCCUGGUUUAUGGGCUGAACCAGUAAUACACUCCGCCAUGAAGGAGGCUGAAUUGGCAGCCAUUAAAAGGGACAAAGAAAAGGCAGAGAGAGCCGAAAUGGUGAAAAAUGUCAACAACACAAAUAUAUCUAAUGAUGAAAUAAAGAAGGCCUCUCAACUAGUAGACAAUUCUACUACUGAUGAUUUGCCCAAAAGUAAUGAAGAUAAGAAUAUAAUUAGUGAUCAGCAAAAGAUUGAUAGUGUUGCAAAUGAUAUUGGACAUUUGAAUUUGUUACGAAAAUCUGAGGAAUCUUCAAAUAUUGACAAAAGUAUUCGUGGUUUGGAUACAGGAACGAAUGAGAAGGAUAAUGUAAAUGAUGCUCAGGGAUCUUUGGUUGAUUUUACGGAUGAAGAUAUCGAUGAGGACAGUGGUAGUGUAAAGAAAGAUGUCACCAAUACUGAAAUGCAAAAGCAAGAGCUAAUAUCUAAAGAUGAGAAUAAAAAUGAAGAUUUGAGAACGCAAUAUAGCGAUUAUAAAGAUGAGAAUAGUAUUACUGUGUCUUUGGACAACUUGGAGGUUCUAAAAGACGACAUAGAGACCUUGCAAAUGGACUCUGAGACAAAUUCGAAUGAGUUUGAGAUGGUACCGAGACAUCUUGAAAACGAAGAUAGCAGCAAAGACAAUUCAUUGGAUUUGAAAGUUGAAAAGGUUGUUUUAAAGAGUGGAAAAUAUCAACUUCCAGAAGAGUCCAAUUUGAUUAUGUAAUGAAAUAUGAAAAAAAAAGAAAUGGCGAAUAAUGGAUAGUACUUUUUUAUUUUAUGGACCUCGCUGUUUUGAUAAUAUAUAAAACAGCUAAAUAAUGCGCCUGAAGUAAAAAAAAAUUUUCAUAUUGAAUUUCAAAUGGCAGCUAAACCACGUAUAAGUUCCUUAUUAUAAUUUAGGAAUUUAUUGUCGUUUUACAAAUAAAUAUUGCUUCGACGGAAACAAGAAACAAAUUUCACAGGGACAUAAUGAAGAUUGAAAAAAUUUUUUUACAAAAAACAACUGACUUACGUAUUUUCUUAAGACAUUCUAUUUAUUUUGUUUCCUUUUCUGUCUUCAAUUUCUGCUUUUCUUCCUUAUAUUUCUAAACCAUUUUUACUAUAUAAACAAUAAGAAUUUACUGCAAAUAACGCAGAGCAUCUUAAUCCUGUCAUGCAGCUCUCGAAAUAUCUCAUAGCGUAUCAUAAUCUUCACUAACUAUGCGAGACAGAAAAAGUACAAUUUUCUUUAAAGUACAAUUUUUUAUUUAGGAAUAUAUGUUUCUGAUCGUCCUAUCGAGUUUGACAGUAAAAAUAACAAUUAUAUUUAUUUCGAUUCUAAAAUAUAAAAAAUUGCAAGGAGAAAUGUUAAAAUGGAAUAUCCUGUGAUCCUUUAAACGCAUAACGCUUUCCUUAAUAACGUAUGGGAUACGGUGUACUAUUAAGAACUGUGAUUUAGAACAAGUGCUAAUUUAUUAAGAAAAUAAAACAGCAAGAAAGUGAAAAAAUUGUUUAAUAUAUGUAUAUCUUCCUGCAAAAGACAGUUCAUUAUCUGUUAUACUUUUUCAGGUUUUUUCACAUGUGGAAUUUAUAGCUUCUUUUUAAGUAGUGGGAUGUAUUUAGAAAAUUUUUAAAAUAAAUGGGUCGUACCCACGUAAAGACAAUAAAAAAUA